Molecule: messenger RNA, 6125 nt
Organism: Myxocyprinus asiaticus (Chinese sucker)
Lineage: Eukaryota; Metazoa; Chordata; Actinopteri; Cypriniformes; Catostomidae
Product: kinase suppressor of Ras 1-like
Exons: 19
Coding region: 231-3128 (965 amino acids)
Biological process (GO): protein phosphorylation
Molecular function (GO): ATP binding; protein kinase activity
Source: RefSeq, a predicted model, not a curated record
GCCUCCACAGCGCUCUUGGAUUUGCGAUUACCUUGAACCAGAUCUCUCUUUUUAUUUAUUUAUUCUGGAUCCCAGUACAGACCUUAUCUAUUGUGCAUUUGGCAUUCAGUGCACUCUGAUGGCAUGCAACUGUAGCAGUGCAUGUGGAUUAUUUUAUUAUUAUUUGUAGCUGCUAUCAUCUCUCCAUCCACGCCGAGCCCGGUGUUGUUAGAGUGUUAGAGUGGGGGGUGAUGAUGGUGGAGAUUGAUGAACAGAGGGACAGCGGCGGCGGCGGUGGUGGCGCAGCGAUGGCCGCUCUACACCAGUGUGAACUGAUCCAAAACAUGAUCGACAUCUCCAUCUCCAGUUUACAAGGGCUUCGAACCAAAUGCGCUGCGUCCAACGAUCUCACGCAGCAAGAGAUCCGCACUUUAGAGGUGAAGCUCAUGAAGUACAUCUGUAAACAGUUGCAGUGUAAGCAGAAGGUGCCAGACACAGAGCGGCCAGCUGCCCUGGACAGCUACCCGCGUUUGGAGGACUGGUUACGCAUUAUCAGCAUCAGACCUGAGCUCCUAGAGGCAGUGAAUGUGAAGCUGUCAUUGGACUCUCUGCUGCACAUGCCCAGCAGUCAGGUGCAGGAAACCAUGAGAAGGCUGGGCUCUAGUUCAGACGAGUGUACCAGGCUGUGUGCUGCUCUCAACUGUUUAAAGAGUGCCUCUGAGUCAGGGGAGUUUAAAGAGGACAGCGGUUGUUGGUUCUCUGAGCCUACGAGACGGGACAGUGGCAGCUUGACUCCAGUGGAUCAGAUUCCCUUACUGGGAGGUUACUUACGACCACACAGUUCUUCUCCUCUGGCCCGGCCUCCGACCAUGCCCUCCACACCCCUCACCACCUGCCCGUAUCCCCGCUACAUCCUGUCACCCGGCGAGAUUCAUAUCUCCCACGGUUACGCAGAGAGUCUCACCGACCCCAGCCCAUACUACACGUCUCGACCUGUUCGACUUCAUGGACACACCUCGACUCCUCCCAUUACUCCACCCUCCAAGAGGAGACACCGCCUCAAGCCUCCCUGCACCCCUCCUCCACCUUCCCGCAAAGUUCUACAUCUUCUUCCCAACAUCAUGCUGACCCGCAGCAAGAGCCACGAGAGCCAGCUCGGCAAUCGCAUUGAGGACACGCCCACAAACAAGUGUGUGAAAAAGAACAAGCUGUUCCUGAACGUCCAGAUUAAUGGAAAUGGCUGUGAGGACUCUCCGUCACGCUCGCCCAUUCUCUCUGCACGAACCCCUGGGGCGGCACCCGCCACGGCCCCUUACACCAUGCCGGGCACCCCUACACUUCAGGAGGAGCACAGCGGACUGAGGAAUAAUGUUACCGUCCACCGCAGUUCACCUCAGGCUCUGCGGAGAGACAUCGGUCUGGCUGUCACUCACAGGUUCUCCACAAAGUCAUGGCUCUCCCAGACAUGUCAGGUGUGCCAGAAAAACAUGAUCUUUGGGGUGAAAUGUAAACACUGCAGGUUAAAGUGUCAUAACAAAUGCACUAAAGAAGCUCCCUCCUGCAGAAUCUCUUUCCUGCCAGUCACAAAAAUUCGUAGGACUGAGUCUGUACCCUCAGACAUCAACAAUCCCGUGGACCGUCCACCGGAGGCACCGCAGUUUGGGACGCUACCAAAGGCAAUAACAAAGAAGGAUCAGCCACCAGCAUUGAAUCAACUGGACUCCAGCAGUAAUCCGUCCUCCACCACUUCCUCUACACCUUCCUCUCCCGCCCCCUUCCAGCAGAGCAACCCCCCUAGUGUAACUCCGCCCCCAAACCCCUCCCCAAAGGGUCACCGUGACAACCGUUUCAACUUUCCAGCUGCCUGUUAUUUCCAGCACAGACAGCAGUUUAUCUUCCCUGAUGUGUGCAGUUCAAGCCUCCUUCAUUCUGAUGGACUCCCAGAUACAGUCAACGAGAUCGACCCAUCUGUGGAGGAAAUGCACGCAGAACAGGAUCAGGAAGAAGAUAGAGAGGAGCUAGAGGAGGAAGAGGAGGAAAUAGAGGCAGAAGAGGAAGAAGAUGUAGCAGUAGAGGAGGAAGAUGAAGAGGAAGAGCUUGAGGAGGACGAAGAAGAGGAUAUGGAAGAACUGAAUGCCAGCUCAGAGGGAGAGUGUGAAGGAGAUGAGCUGGAUGAUCUGCCCAGUACACGAGGAGGAACCCAUUGGAAAGGGCCGAUCUCCCGUAAGGCCAGUCAGACCAGUGUGUACCUGCAGGAGUGGGACAUUCCCUUCGAGCAACUUGACCUGGGAGAGCUUAUCGGUAAGGGCCGCUGGGGUCGGGUUCAUCGUGGCCGCUGGCACGGAGAGGUGGCCAUCCGACUCUUGGAGAUCGAUGGAAACAAUCAGGACCAUCUGAAGCUUUUUAAGAAGGAGGUGAUGAACUACAGACAGACACGUCAUGAGAAUGUCGUCCUCUUCAUGGGAGCAUGCAUGGCGCCUCCUCAUCUCGCCAUCAUCACUAGCUUCUGCAAAGGCCGGACAUUGUACUCUGUUGUCAGAGACACGAAAAACACACUGGACAUCAAUAAGACACGACAGAUCGCACAGGAGAUUGUUAAGGGUAUGGGCUACCUUCAUGCUAAGGGCAUUGUUCACAAGGACCUGAAGUCUAAAAAUGUCUUUCAUGACACAAACAAAGUGGUCAUCACUGAUUUUGGCCUGUUUGGAAUCUCUGGAGUGGUUCAGGAGGGAAGACGAGAAAAUGAACUGAAACUUCCUCAUGGGUGGAUCUGUUAUCUGGCUCCUGAAAUUGUACGCAAGAUGAGUCCUGGAAACAACGAGGACCAACUUCCGUUUUCUAAUGCUGCUGAUGUUUAUGCCUUUGGCACCAUCUGGUACGAGCUGCAGGCACGAGACUGGCCCAUCAUCAGUCAGCCCGUAGAGGCUACCAUCUGGCAGGUGGGCAGUGGAGAGGGCAUCAGGAGGGUGCUGGCAGAGAUCAACUUGGGUAAAGAGGUCACGGAGAUUCUGUCUGCCUGCUGGUCAUAUGAAGCCCGCAAUCGGCCCACUUUCACCCAGGUUGCUGACAUGCUGGAGAAAUUGCCCAAACUCAACCGACGACUGUCUCACCCUGGGCACUUCUGGAAGUCUGCAGAGUACGUAUCCUAGAACCCGGCAUAGUUUACAAAGCUUUACAUGCUGAAGAAAUGACAGAAGAGAUGACCUCAGAGACACCACUGUGUAUCACACACUGCGAGGGAAUUUCACCAUCUUCAGUCGUUCAGUUCAAUAUCUGUAUUAGCAGUACCUGUCUGAUGUGCACAUGAGCACUGUGCUUUCUGCCAGUGAUGAGCUUUUGAAAAGAAAAAAAUAAUUCCAAACGUAUCUGUGAUGUUUUAAGGUUUUACUAUUAUUGUUUUGAGAAGUUUCCCUUCGUCUGAGAAGUACUAGUUGAUCUUCUCACGAUCCCAUUUUUAGUUUAGUUGUUAAAGGAAUAUUUCACCCAAAAAAGGACAAUUCUGUCAUCAUUUACUUACCAUCAUGUCAUUCCAAACCUGAAUGUCUUUCUUUUUUACAUGGUACUCAAGAAGGCAGAAUGUUGGGUACUGACAGCCUCAGUCACCAUUCACUUUCAUUGUAUAGAUAAAGAUGCAAAGUCAAUGGUGACUGAGGCUAUCAUUCUGCCUAACAUCUCCUUUUGUGUUCGAUGGAAGAAAUAAAGUCAUACUGGUUUGAAACAAUAUGAGUGGAAGUAAAUGAUGACAGAAUUUUCAUGUUUGGGUAAACUAUUCCUUUAAAUUAUACAGUAAAUGUUUAUGAUGUCUUAGUUUUCUCUUAAAGGAAUGUUCUAGGUUCAAUAUAGAUAGUUAAAUUUUGUCUCGUCCCUCCUUUUGUAAAAACAAACCAAAAUUGUGUUUACAGUAAUGCACCUUCAAUGAAAGUCUAUGGGGCAAGGCAUUCCGGAGCAUUUAGAGCCCAUCUGUACACAAAUGCUAGUUAUUUAAGCUGUAAAGUUUGUCCUUUUUGGCAGUGGUUACAUGUUACAGACUUACUGUGGCGGUGACAAACCUCAGUACUGAGGAGGGUGAUAGAGUUACCUUCAAACAUUUGUUAUUUUUCUGGUAAGUUUCUAUAAAUAUUUUGACUUAACUUAUUUGUUCAGAAAUAUUCUCUUCAAACUGUUACUCCGCCAUGACAGUAGUUGACUUGAAAGAAAAAAAUCACAGUAUAAACGGACAGUUCACACCAAUGUCUGCUAUAGCGCCCCUUGUGGCAACAUUGAGAAUGCAACGCAUACUUGCGUUUUGUUAUGAAUUGCGGUCUGACAAAUUUCGGAACGCAACAACCUACAAAAUCGAGCUUGUGACCCUUGAAACGUCUGUGCACACAUACUUGCGUAAAGUAUGUUUUGACCUUAACUUGGUUCCUGUUCACAAGGUUCCCGUAGCUCAACUGGUAUAUCAUGGUGCUAGCAAUGGCAAGAUCAUGGGUUUGAUUCCCAGGGAACACAAAAACUUAUACAAUGUAUACCUUGAAUGCACUGUAAGUCACUUUGGAUAAAAGCUUCUGCCCAAUGCAUAAAUGUAACUUUUGAACCUGGAACAUUCCUUUAGUCUCCUUUUCAAAAUGUACUGCUAAUUGUAACAGAUUCUUUCUUACUGCUAAUUUCCUGUUCUGAAAACUUUUAUUCCUUGUGUCAGAACUUAGAACUAAGCAUUAGCAACCUAAUCUCUCCUUUUUCUCUCAUUCUCUUCUGUCUAUCAUUUAUUUUUUAUUUUUGUAGGUUGUAGCUGUGUGCCUGAAACAUGUGCAGUGCAAAACACACAAACCCUGGCUCUGCCUUGCAUGCCUGCCCUCCUCUGGACUUACAAACUAACCAUCACCUGCUCUUCCAUCUCUGACUUUCUAUGGGUCUCUGGGUGGUGGUGGAGUGGAGGAUUGUUGCGGUGAUGCGUUAAAUAAAACGCUUUGCCUUAAUUAUUCUUUAUUGAUUUCCUUUACUGGAGUGUGCGACUGGUUCUCUCUUCCUCUCCUGCUCCUUUUUGUGCGGUCACGUGAUGCGUUUCCUGUUGGAUUCGCAGGAUUCAAUGACACUAAGGUGAAGAUGUAUGCUAAGCUCCUCUGCUUUUCCUCUUUUUCUCCUUUUCUCUCCCUCUUUCGUGGGUUUGGUGCCUCUUAGUCCUGCGUGACAUAAGCUGAUUCUGUCUCUGACUGGACCGUCUGGUUUAUGCUGACAUACCUAUAGUUGUCACUUCCUCCACAGUGUCCGAUAGUAGAUGUUUUCAUUUCACAAAUGAUAAUAUUCUCAGUGGAGAUAUAUUUAGCUGUGAGGGUCUCUUGAAUAUGGUCAGACCUUAAAACAGAAAGCUUUCUGAACAUUUAAGGGAGUGCACUCAAAAAUGAAAAUUCAGUCAUCAUAUACUCAGCCUUAGAAGGAAGAAAGUCAUACAGGUUUGAAAUGACAUGAGGGUGAGAAAAUCAUGACAGAAUGUUCAUUUCUGGGUGUACUAUAUAAGGACAACUUUGCCCCUUUAGGGUUAUAAUAUCUGAUGCAGAUUGCAAAUAUGCGUCAAAGAGAAGUGUGUGUCUUCUCACCUGACUAUAUGUCCUUUUAAUAUCAAGGAUGUUAAAAGCAGUUCGCAUUGCACGUGUUAGAGAGCGCUAGAUGAACCCAGCAGAACAGUGUUCCAUAAGUUGUGUAAACACGAACUCUCAUGUGUGUUUGUGUGUAAUGUGCGUGUUUGUAAUGUUUUGUAUGUGGAUGGGUGUGUGUUUGUUCUGUAAAAGACUGGACUUUGUGGUUUGAAAAUAUAUUGAUGACAUGUACAUUUUUUUAUGUAUAAAUAUGGUUUAUUUAUUGUACAGUCAAUGAACAGAAUUCUUUUAAUAUUUAUAUGGACAUUUUACAUAUAUCUAUCUAUCUAUCUAUCUAUCUAUCUAUCUAUAUAUAUAUAUAUGUACAUCAUGACAUUUUUUAAUAGGUAUUGCUGUCCUAUUGCAGAUGUAAAUAUACUUUAUAUUUUUUCAUGUAAGCAAAAAGAAAAAAACUGUAAAACAAAGUUUUUUUAGAAUGGGUCGAUACAUGUUCUGUACAGUCAUAUUUUUGUAUUGCAUGUGACUACUGUACACAUUGUCUGUUCUCAUCCUUGAAAGACAAUAAAACCA